AUCAUUUACUCCUUGGCCAUAAAUGAACCGCUAUUCCUAACCUUAACUCCUCUUUCCUCUCCAUCCGCAUUCCUCCUCUCUUCCCCGACGACAAUGCGAAACCCAUCUCAUGCUUCCUCUUCACUGUUCAACAGCAAAGCCCUUCUGUGAGUUUCAUUGCAGAUGAAUUAGCCGGUAACUAUGACGACAGAGAAGAAGGGAGAUUGGAUAUUGAUGCGGCGGUAUGAGAUGGGGAGGCUGCUCGGGCAGGGAACCUUUGCGAAGGUGUACUUUGCACGGAGCCUGACGACGGGGCAGAGCGUUGCUAUUAAGGUAAUUGAAAAGGAGAAGGUAUUGAGGGUGGGGAUGAUUGAGCAGAUUAAGAGGGAAAUCUCGGUUAUGAGACUGGUGCGACACCCCAAUGUUGUGCAGCUCUACGAGGUGAUGGCGAGUAAGACCAAAAUUUAUUUUGCCAUGGAGUAUGUUCGUGGGGGCGAGCUCUUCAACAAGAUCGCCCGCGGCCGGCUCAAGGAGGACGCAGCUCGACGCUACUUUCAGCAAAUAAUCAGCGCCGUCGACUUCUGCCACAGCCGCGGCGUCUACCACCGCGACCUAAAACCCGAAAACCUUCUCCUUGAUGAAAAUGGCGACCUCAAAAUCACCGACUUCGGCCUCAGCGCCCUCGUCGACAAUCGCCGUCAGGACGGCCUACUCCACACCACCUGCGGCACCCCCGCCUACGUCGCCCCGGAAGUCAUCAACAAACGCGGCUACGAUGGCCCCAAAGCCGACAUCUGGUCGUGCGGCAUUAUUCUCUUCGUCCUCCUCGCCGGAUUCCUCCCUUUCCACGACUCCAAUCUCAUGGUAAUGUACCGCAAAAUGUCAAAAGCCGACUUCCGAUGCCCUAAUUGGUUCCCUCCCGAUGCCCGCAAGCUAAUUGUCCGCCUCCUUGAUCCUAACCCUAAUACCCGCAUCACAAUCCCUAAACUCGUCGAAUCCCCCUGGUUUAAGAAGGGGCUUAAGCCGGUCGAAGCGAACGACGACCCGGCGGGUGUCGUGGACGCGGCUUUCUCGAUGAAACCAACCAGUCUAAAUGCAUUUGAUAUCAUAUCGUUGUCAAAGGGGUUUGAUUUGUCGGGGUUGUUUGAAGGGUGUGGGAAGAGGGGAAUUGCGGCGGAGGCGAGGUUUACGACUCAGAAGCCGGCGGCUGCGAUUGUGUCAAGGUUGGAGGAGAUUGCGCAGACGGGGAGUUUUAGGGUGAGUAAGAAGGAUGGGAAGGUGAAAUUAGAAGGGAGAAAGGAAGGGAGGAAGGGACUGUUGGCGAUUGAUGCGGAGAUAUUUGAGGUGACCCCGUCUUUUCAUUUUGUUGAGGUGAAGAAGUCCGCAGGGGAUACGCUUGAGUUCCAGCAGUUCUGUGAUAAGGGGUUGAAGCCGUCGUUGCAGGACAUUGUUUGGGCUUGGCAGCAAGGUGGGGAUGUGGAGCAGCAGAACUUCGCCGGCGCCUCUGCGAGCAGCCCGCCUAUCGCUGCUAACUCACGAUGAGCUUGAGGAGACCAAGUUCUUCAUGGACGGAUGUUUCUAUCUGCUGUUUGAUGGACCAUAUUACUUUUUUUUUUUUAAUUGUCAAUUAGCAGUCCAUGAAUAAUAAUGGGCAGUGAGAAAGGACUUCUAUCGGAUCUUUGUGAUAAAACUUGUGUCAAAUGUGUAUCAACACGACCUGAAUGAUAUCCUAUGCUUAUUAUAUUGUUAUUAUUAUUAUUAUUAUUA
Dendrobium catenatum is the source of this 1746-nucleotide messenger RNA. RefSeq names its product CBL-interacting protein kinase 5. The transcript is spliced from 2 exons. The record is from RefSeq and is a predicted model, not a curated record. Gene Ontology annotation, biological process: protein phosphorylation; signal transduction. Lineage: Eukaryota; Viridiplantae; Streptophyta; Magnoliopsida; Asparagales; Orchidaceae. Bases 181 to 1521 code for a protein of 446 amino acids. Gene Ontology annotation, molecular function: ATP binding; protein kinase activity.